AUGAAUCUCCUACUGACUCUCGCCCUUGCGGGCCUUGUCGCGGCUCGUCCAAUGGACCUCACUACCCGUCAAUUCGAUCUGGGUAACGAUCUUCGAACAGGCCCUUGCAAGCCCGUCACCUUGAUAUUUGCCCGUGCGACGACCGAACCCGGUCUCUUGGGUAUUUCGACGGGUCCAGCCGUUUGCACUGACCUUCAGCUAGCAAAACCCGGCCAAGUCGCCUGCCAAGGCGUCGGACCUGCAUACACUGCAGAUAUUCCAUCGAAUCUACUUCCUGGAAACACCUCCCCGGCAGCAAUUGCCGAGGCCGUGAGUCUGUUCAAUGAAGCUGCGACAAAGUGUCCCGAGACACAGAUCGUAGCGGGUGGCUAUAGCCAAGGCACAGCUGUUAUUGCUGAUUCUAUCACGAAGCUCUCGCAGAGCGUCAAGGAUAGGAUUAAAGGUGUUGUCCUGUUCGGAUAUACGCGUAAUGCACAAGAGUUUGGGGGAAUUAUCGAUUUCCCCAAGGACAAGGUUAAGGUGUACUGUGCUCCUGGGGACUUGGUUUGUGAUGGGACGUUGAUCAUCACCCCGGCUCACUUCACUUACGUAGCUGAUACCGGGGAUGCGAGUCGGUAUCUGGAGUCGAAGUUGAGUACCUGA
This is a messenger RNA of Penicillium pulvis, 642 nucleotides long. Its product is annotated as cutinase family protein. Gene Ontology annotation, cellular component: extracellular region. NCBI's taxonomy places the organism in Eukaryota, Fungi, Ascomycota, Eurotiomycetes, Eurotiales, Aspergillaceae. The record is from RefSeq and is a predicted model, not a curated record. Gene Ontology annotation, biological process: carbohydrate catabolic process. The transcript has 4 exons. The coding region runs from base 1 to 642 and encodes 213 amino acids. Gene Ontology annotation, molecular function: cutinase activity.